UUACAGAGGUUACGACUGUCGAAGCAAUUUAUUUUACACUCAGACGGGUGAAAUUGUAUACCAUGUUGCAGCAGUGGGAGUGGUGUACAAUCGACAGCAGAACACACAGCGCUUUUAUCUAGGUCAUGAUGAUGACAUUCUUUGCCUUGCUAUUCAUCCCUUAAAGGACUAUGUGGCAACAGGCCAGGUUGGUCGAGAUUCCUCAAUACACAUUUGGGAUACAGAAACAGUAAAACCACUCUCAGUAUUAAAGGGCUAUCACCAGUACGGUGUUUGUGCUGUUGAUUUUUCAGCGGAUGGGAAACGAUUGGCUUCUGUUGGAAUAGAUGAUAAUCACACUAUUGUACUCUGGGAUUGGAAGAAAGGAGAAAAACUUUCAGCAGUAAGGGGAAGCAAAGAUAAGAUAUUUGUUGUUAAGAUUAAUCCUUAUAUGCCUGAUAAAUUGAUUACAGUUGGAAUUAAACACCUGAAAUUCUGGCGUAGAGCAGGAGGAGGACUAAUUGGGAGAAAGGGCUGCAUAGGUGCAUUGGGAAGAACUGAUACAAUGAUGUGUGCGGUAUAUGGCUGGACUGAAGAGAUGGCGUUCUCUGGAACUUCCACAGGGGAUGUGUGUAUUUGGAGAGAUGUAUUUCUCAUAAAAACUGUCAAAGCACAUGAUGGUCCUGUGUUCAGCAUGCACGCAUUGGAAAAAGGAUUUGUCACUGGAGGAAAGGAUGGGGUAGUAGCUCUCUGGGACGAUACCUUUGAACGUUGUCUCAAAACCUAUGCUAUCAAAAGGGCUGCUUUGGCCCCUGGGUCUAAAGGUCUCCUCUUAGAAGAUAAUCCUUCUAUACGUGCCAUAUCUUUAGGACAUGGUCAUAUUUUAGUGGGCACAAAGAAUGGUGAAAUAUUGGAGGUGGAUAAAAGUGGACCAAUAACUCUGCUGGUUCAG
Molecule: messenger RNA, 931 nt
Organism: Cariama cristata (Red-legged seriema)
Lineage: Eukaryota; Metazoa; Chordata; Aves; Cariamiformes; Cariamidae
Product: echinoderm microtubule-associated protein-like 5
Exons: 7
Molecular function (GO): microtubule binding
Source: RefSeq, a predicted model, not a curated record